Molecule: messenger RNA, 2942 nt
Organism: Polistes canadensis
Lineage: Eukaryota; Metazoa; Arthropoda; Insecta; Hymenoptera; Vespidae
Gene: Pmp70
Product: ATP-binding cassette sub-family D member 3
Exons: 13
Coding region: 101-2095 (664 amino acids)
Biological process (GO): very long-chain fatty acid catabolic process; long-chain fatty acid import into peroxisome; fatty acid beta-oxidation
Cellular component (GO): peroxisomal membrane
Molecular function (GO): ABC-type transporter activity; ATP hydrolysis activity; ATP binding
Source: RefSeq, a predicted model, not a curated record
GUAAUCUGAAUGUAAAUUUGUUGAAAUAAUCCUUAAAGGACGAAAAAAUACCGCAAGCCUUAAAGAGUCUUAUAAUUCUAGGUAAUUCUGAAAAGGAAGGAUGGCACCAGCACUUAGUAAACAUACGUUGAAAUAUGCAUUAGCUGGAUCUUUGGCAAUUAGUAGUUUACUAUGGUUGGUAAAAAGAAAAGGAAAAAAUCAUGUUAAAAACAAGAAUGUUAAUUGGUCUAACAACAAUAUACAAUAUUUCAUUAAAGAGGACAAACGUAAAGGUUCAAAAGCUCAAGUCAAUGCAGUAUUUUUUCGACAAUUAUUUAAACUAUUGUCCAUUGGCAUUCCUGGAAUAAUAUCAUCCGAAAUUUUGUUCCUGCUGCUUAUCGGUGGUUCUUUAACUGCCAGAUCAAUUUGCGAUCUUUGGUUGAUACAAACAGUUACUCUUAUUGAAACAGCAAUUAUCACCAUGAAUUUUCCUUUAUUCAAGAAACUUUUAUUGAAAUUUGUAAUUGUAAUACCUAGCAUAGCAAUUGUGAACAAUAUUUUAAAAUACAGUAUAGGCGAAGUGAAGUUGAAAUUGCGCACAAAUCUAACGCAUCAUUUAACGAAUCAUUAUCUCAAGGGCUAUACAUAUUAUAAGAUGAAUAAUUUAGACUCUCGCAUUACAAAUCCAGAUCAACUAUUAAUAACCGAUGUAGAUAAAUUUUGUGAAAGUUUUACAGACUUGUAUGGCAAUAUAAUGAAGCCAAUGUUCGACAUUAUUUUAUAUGCUUUCAGGAUGUCCACUACUUUAGGCGGGCAAACACCAUUAUUGGUACUUACAUAUCUAAUAAUAGCUGGUACUUGUACAACCUACUUGAGAAGACCAAUAACACAAAUGACUGUGAAAGAACAACAAUUGGAAGGUGAAUAUCGACAUAUCAAUUCACGUUUAAUCACCAAUUCGGAAGAAAUAGCAUUUUAUCAAGGAAACAAUAGAGAAAAAUUAAUUCUUUUAACUAGUUUUCAUAAAUUGGUUUCACAUCUUCGUAAAUUUUUGGAAUAUAGAUGUUUCAUAGGCAUAUUUGACAAUUUUAUUGGAAAAUAUCUGGCAUUAUUGAUUGGCUUUACUGCCGUUAGUAUACCAUUCUUUAAAAAGGAUCACCCCAUUCUUUCAGGCCCUUCUGAACAUCGAUUUAAAUAUUAUUAUACAUAUGGAAGAAUGUUGGUUAAAUUUGCAGAAGCAUUGGGCUUACUCAUAUUAUCAAGCAGAGAAAUAACGAGAUUAGCAGGUUUUACAGCAAGAGUUACAGAAAUAAGGGAUGUAUUAAAUGACUUGAACUCUGGAAAAUAUGUUAGAACAAUGAUGGCCGACUCGAAGAGUGAUCCACAUAUUUACCCAGGUGCUGGAAAGAUCAUUGCAAAAGAUAACAUUAUACAAUUUGACCGUGUUUCUCUUAUAACACCAAAUGGAGAUAUUCUUAUCAAAGAAUUGUCAUUUGAAGUUAAAUCCGGCAUGAAUGUAUUAGUCUGUGGUCCAAACGGUUGUGGAAAAAGUUCAUUAUUCAGAAUUCUUGGAGAGUUAUGGCCUGUUUGGGAUGGCGUCAUUACAAAACCACCACGUGGAAAAUUAUUCUAUAUACCACAGCGUCCCUACAUGACGUUAGGUACUCUAAGAGACCAAAUUAUUUAUCCUCACACUAAAGAAGAAAUGGCCAGAAGAGGACAAACUAACGACGAAGAUUUGUUAAAUUAUUUACGUAUAGUGCAAUUAGAAUAUCUUUUGGAAAGAGAAAAUCAAGGAAAUUCUGACAAUCAAAAAUGGGAUGCCGUAGCCGAUUGGAUGGAUGUUUUGUCAGGAGGAGAAAAACAACGUAUUGCGAUGGCCCGAUUAUUUUACCACAAACCACAAUUUGCAAUAUUAGAUGAAUGCACGAGUGCUGUUAGCAUUGAUGUUGAGGAUUCUAUAUAUUCUUAUUGUAAAGAUGCAAAUAUUACUUUAUUUACUGUUUCUCAUAGAAAAUCUCUUUGGAAACAUCAUGAGUACCUUUUACAAAUGGAUGGUAGGGGAGGAUAUGAAUUUAAAAAGAUUGAUCUAGAUUCAGAAGAGUUUGAAUCAUAAAUAUUUAAAUUUUUUCUCUAAACAAUAUUAUUUAAUGAAAUACAUGUACAUUUAGUGGCAACCAUAAGCAUGAGUGGUAAUGAAAACAAAUGAAAUAACGAGCAAACGAAUACAUAGUUUCUUAUUAAAAUACUAAAUUUUCAUAGAUUUCUUUUAGUUUCUCAAAAGAAAUCAAUAUUUAAGCAUAAAUAAUGAAUAGCCAUAAAUAUUAUUUCUACGUGAAUAAGGUGUAUAAUCAAAACUAUCUCAAAAAGUAGCUUUCAUAUAUUUUUCUAUUCGAAUUUUCUAUUUUUAAAUUUUCAUUUAUAAGUAUGUAAAUAUAAUACGAACACUCUCUUCUUCCAGUGUUUUACCAAACAUUUAUAUAAACACAUUAUUGUAUAUAUAGUUGAAGCUUGUAUCGUAAUAAUACAUCGUUGGAAAAUGAUGUAUAUAUUUGCUCUGUAAUUAAGUAAAUCUUAUUAACUUAUAUUCUAUUAUUAUAACUAUUAUUAUAACACAUAAAUCACGUUAAUUAAUGAAUAACAACAAAAUUUAACCAAAGAACUAUAUAAGUGUAUAUAUAAAUGUAUAUACACAAUAUUAUUUCUCUACGAAAUAUUUGAUGCGAUCGAACAGCUGUAAUUAUUUCAUGUAUAUCGCUCCGUUAUUAAUAUUAUUAAAAAUAUACUUUAUAAGAACGAAGGAAAGACAAAAAGAGAGAAAGAAAAAUAGUGAAAAUGAUAAAGGAACUCCAAUUCAUAAUGUACUAAGACUGUAACAAUUAUAAGGUGAAAGGGUAAUAAUUUCUUAAAAAGAAAUUUUCAGAAGAAAUAAAUAAAAAAGCAUAAAAGAAUAAAAUAAUAAA